This is a messenger RNA of Colletotrichum aenigma, 240 nucleotides long. RefSeq lists its product as uncharacterized. The record is from RefSeq and is a predicted model, not a curated record. NCBI's taxonomy places the organism in Eukaryota, Fungi, Ascomycota, Sordariomycetes, Glomerellales, Glomerellaceae. Bases 1 to 240 code for a protein of 79 amino acids. The transcript is spliced from 5 exons.
AUGAAGUUCUUCAGCGUUGUUUGCACCUUUGCGCUCUCGGCUCCUACCGUCUACGGAGCCUGGUGUACGUCUUACGGCAUUUCGACACGGUUUGGAUGCGAGAGCGGAAGAAACCAAUUCUGUUGCGAUGUACCCGGCGCUCCUGUAAGCGAUUACAACAUUCACCGUGGUGACUGUACUCGUCCCGCUGGGAACAAGCGUAACUGUGGUGACGGUGGUUAUGUUUCCUGCUGCCGCUGA